Conger conger (European conger) is the source of this 384-nucleotide messenger RNA. Its product is annotated as small ribosomal subunit protein uS14. Gene Ontology annotation, molecular function: zinc ion binding; structural constituent of ribosome. Lineage: Eukaryota; Metazoa; Chordata; Actinopteri; Anguilliformes; Congridae. Gene Ontology annotation, biological process: translation. The record is from RefSeq and is a predicted model, not a curated record. The transcript has 3 exons. Bases 93 to 263 code for a protein of 56 amino acids. Gene Ontology annotation, cellular component: ribosome; cytosolic small ribosomal subunit.
GCGGAUACGCCGUAAACACUUGUCGGAAAAACGUAAUUUGCGCAUGCGCACUUCCCUUCCUUCCUUUUCGACACCCGAGCGAAAGAGACAAGAUGGGCCAUCAGCAGCUCUACUGGAGUCACCCAAGAAAAUUCGGCCAGGGAUCUCGAUCCUGCCGGGUAUGCUCAAACAGACAUGGUUUGAUCCGCAAAUACGGGCUCAACAUGUGUCGUCAGUGCUUCCGACAGUACGCAAAAGACAUCGGCUUUGUGAAGCUGGAUUAGAUGUGCUGCGAAGAUGUACUGAUUGGACCACCCUACCCCGCGUAAAACCUUUAAUGGAAAGAAGCGCAUCCAUGGAUUUGCAAUUUGUAUUUUCAUUAAAUUUUUGGUGAACCUAACACAA